GCAUUCCGAUAGUUGUGCGAUUACUCCGUAAAGUGUACGUUUAACUGCAAUAAAGCAACAAUCUUAGUAAAAUGAAGACUCUCCUGCUUUGCGCUUGUGUUUUAGUACUUGCUUCAGUUAGCUUAGCUGACGUAAAAGACGUAAAGAAACAACUUAAAGCUGCGAUAAAAUCUCUUCAAGAGGAUGUUGUUGCUUGCAUAAGUGAAAACAGUUUGGUUCAGAAUGAUUGGUAUGAUGAAGAACAGAUAAUGACUAACUUACAUGUACAGUCUGGAAAUGAACAAAGAACACGGAGAUGUGGCUGUACUAUUGCAUGUGUGCUAAAAAGACAAAAUGUGAUAAAUGGAUCAAACAUUAAUGAAAUAAGAAUGCAUGACUUGAUAGAUAAUGCGGUUGCAGAUUCUAAUCAACCCUCAGUACGCCAACUGCAUAAAGUUGUACAUAAAUGUGUAAAAGAAGUAAAAGAUAUUACGGAUGAAUGUGAGAAAAGCUUUGCCAUAUACAUUUGUGUUGCAAAAGCUGCACACAUUGCAGAAGGACACGAAGAACAUCAACCUGCAGAAGAAGAAAGUGAAACGAAACCUGAAAAUUAAAUAAUAUAGAUAUAUAUUUUUAUAUUUUAUUUUUACCUAUUUUACAAAAGAUCAGCAAAUGUAAAGAUAUUGACUUUUGUAAUUCUGUCCAAUUUUACAAAUAAAUUAAAUAAAAAUUGGGAAAAAUAG
This is a messenger RNA of Linepithema humile (Argentine ant), 722 nucleotides long. Its product is annotated as pheromone-binding protein Gp-9. Gene Ontology annotation, molecular function: odorant binding. Lineage: Eukaryota; Metazoa; Arthropoda; Insecta; Hymenoptera; Formicidae. The record is from RefSeq and is a predicted model, not a curated record.